This is a messenger RNA of Loa loa (African eye worm), 924 nucleotides long. RefSeq lists its product as hypothetical. The coding region runs from base 1 to 924 and encodes 307 amino acids. Lineage: Eukaryota; Metazoa; Nematoda; Chromadorea; Rhabditida; Onchocercidae. The transcript has 5 exons. The record is from RefSeq and is a predicted model, not a curated record.
AUGGAAAUAAUAUUGCAUGGAGGCUCAGCACAGCUGUCAAGUUCUUAUCGAGCAGUGUAUCGAACCAUUCGUGAGGGACAUUUGGAAGCAAAUAUGAGCAACUUCUUGAUUAAUUUGAAACUUAAAAUUGCUACAACAUUUGCUGGAAAGUUAUUGUUGGAAGAUAUAAUAUGUGGUACAGAAGUCCGAUCCAUUGACAUUAAGUUGACACCGAAAUUACACGAAUUGGUUGAUCAAGGUUUACGAAUAGAAUUGGAUGAAACCGUAUCUGUUGUCAUCUGUGAAGCUCUGGAAGCUUUUACAAAUAAAUUUGAGGAGCGUUUAAAUAAAUUAAUACGUUCACCGGUCGUCGAAAUCAAAAUCAAUGAUACAAUCACCAAUCUUCUCAUCGAUACCACAAUAAGUAAUGAUAUUUCCCUGACUGAGGAUUAUUUCGAUUUUCCACUUCUUGGAUCUCCCGCGGUCAAAAAAUUGGAAAGUGAAGGACAUCUUAUGAAAUCACCGAACGAUAAAAUGGAAAUGAUUUAUUUGUAUAUCUCGGAAUCGGUACUAAAUAUAUUCCUGAAACAGCUUGCAACAUUUGGAGAUACGGCAUUGCAGUUACACACAAAUCCAGAAUUCCAGAAGAUGCUUAGCUUAAAUUGUUCGGAAGACGAAAAAUGUAUGGGUGACUUGCUGCAGGAUACAGAAUUGUAUGUUCCCGAUUCGGGUCAAAUGAUCAUCAAAAUACGCUCGCCGUUAGUAUCAUCAGUUCGAAAUGGUUUUGCACUGAUUGAUUUACACCUAACAAGUUUUGUAACUUACAAACAGGAAGAUAUGGAUGUGAAAGUAUUGGAGUUUGAAUGGCUUGCAACGAUACAUGUCAGCAACGAAUACCUGAAUGAGCAUCUUGCCGAAAGAGUACAGAUAAAUCAAUUAUUUUAA